AUGGCCACAGCAACAUCAGCUACCGCUCUCGUCCUCCACGGCGCAAAGGAUCUACGUUUGGAGAAACGAUCAGUGCCAGCUCCCACCGGCGCAGAUGUCCAAGUUGCCGUGCAGGCAACUGGUCUCUGCGGCUCCGACCUUCAUUACUACAGCCACGGCCGCAAUGGCGACUUCGUCGUGCGCGAACCGAUGUGCCUGGGCCACGAGUCCGCUGGAACCGUGACGGCUGUCGGCCCCGACGUCACCAACCUCAAAGUCGGCGACCGCGUCGCUCUGGAGGUCGGUCUACCGUGCCGCCAGUGCGCCUUGUGCAAGCAGGGUCGCUACAAUAUUUGCAAGAACAUGCAGUUCCGCAGCAGCGCAAAGAUGUUCCCCCAUCUGGACGGUACCCUCAUGGAGCGCACCAACCACCCGGCUUCCAUGUGCCAUCCUCUGCCAUCCAAUGUCUCCAACGCUGGCGGUGCACUCGUCGAGCCGCUGGCCGUCUGCUUACACGCCGUUCGCCGCUCACACCCACCUACCAAGGAAGAGGUUGAAAUUGCCAGCAGCGUAGGCGAGGGCACGGCUGCUCUAGUCUUCGGCGCAGGAGCCAUUGGUCUACUCGUCGCUUCGGCCCUAGCUACUUCGCAGAACUUCACAUCCAUCGUCGUCGCAGACAUUGAUUCCUCGCGUCUUGAGAUCGCCGCCUCCCUUGGCCUCGGCCUCAAGACUGCCCUCAUCCCCCGCAGCGACUCUGCCAACCCUCCCCCUGCCAAGGAUGCUCCCCACGCCGACCAGACAGCCUAUGCGCUUGCAAAUGCCCAGCGCGUCGCUGCUACCCUCACCGAGGCUGCCAAUGUUGCAGGCAGCCCCGAGGUUUCUGGCUUCAGCCGCGUGUACGAUUGCACCGGUGUGCCCGCCUGCGUUCAGGCGGGGAUCUACGCCUCCGCACCAGGAGGUGUUCUCGUCCAGAUCGGCAUGGGUAACCCCAUCCAGACACUUCCUGUUGGCGCCGCCGCGCUGCGCGAGGUCGAUAUCAUUGGUGUCUUCCGAUACGAUGGCAACGCUUACCCGGCAGCCAUUGCAUUGUUGGCGAGCGGGAAAUUACAUACCGUGGAGGAGAAGGUCGUGACGCACCGCUUGCCUCUGGAGGAAGGUGAGCGUGCCUUCGCGCUCGCUGGAAAGGGCGUUGAUGAAAGCGGUAACCCUGUGGUCAAGGUGAUUAUUGAGAACAAGGCCGAGAGCCACCUGUAA
Molecule: messenger RNA, 1233 nt
Organism: Penicillium maclennaniae
Lineage: Eukaryota; Fungi; Ascomycota; Eurotiomycetes; Eurotiales; Aspergillaceae
Product: NAD(P)-dependent alcohol dehydrogenase
Exons: 2
Coding region: 1-1233 (410 amino acids)
Biological process (GO): D-sorbitol catabolic process
Molecular function (GO): zinc ion binding; L-iditol 2-dehydrogenase (NAD+) activity
Source: RefSeq, a predicted model, not a curated record